CCGGUGGAAAGUUGGCGUGUUUGUUGUGCCUGGAUGUAAAUGUGCAAUAGUUUUGCGUUCGCGGGUGCCAGCAAAACGCUAAACUCCAAUCGCUACAACCACUGCCAGUCCCCAAUAAAACGAUUCACCCUGAUCCCAAAACCAAACCUGGAUAGCCAGGAACAGCAGGAUGUGGCCCGGCUCCGAGCGAGGAAGCUCGCGGGCCCUGGAAAUCCCAACCAGCCAGCAAAACGCCGGCGGUAGUAGUCAGCAGGAGACUCUGGCCGACAUCGAACACAUAUCCACCAUCGCCGGAUCCCUGGCCUCCAUUGGAUCCCUCUCGCACACCCAAAUGCGCUAUCAAUGCACCAAUGAUGCCGGCUAUGAUACGGAACACACGUCCCUGAACUCGGACUUUGAUGAAGCCGAGCUGCGUCGGGAGCUACUAAGAGAUAAAUGGAAACUCCUCUUUGAUAUGUUCGAUCCCGAGGGUUUUGGCGAAAUAUCCGUCGAGGAAUUCCUGGUGGCCCUCAAGUCGCCAGAGUUCCUAUCCCAAGUGCCUAUGAACAAGCGGGAGCUGCUUUUUGAGCGGGCCAAGAAGGCGAAGCUGCCCACAGGACCCGGCUACGUGACGUUCCAGGACUUUGUGAAUGUGGUGAGUGCGCCGCAAUUACAAUCGCCGUUGGUCACUGGCCAAGCAACCAAAGUACCCAAAGUACCCAAGGCACCCAUGCCGUUCGUCUGUGCAAAGUACUCGGCCAGGACGAGGACCAAAGUGUAG
This is a messenger RNA of Drosophila teissieri, 760 nucleotides long. RefSeq lists its product as uncharacterized. Lineage: Eukaryota; Metazoa; Arthropoda; Insecta; Diptera; Drosophilidae. The coding region runs from base 170 to 760 and encodes 196 amino acids. The transcript is spliced from 6 exons. The record is from RefSeq and is a predicted model, not a curated record. Gene Ontology annotation, molecular function: serine-type endopeptidase activity; calcium ion binding.